Sodiomyces alkalinus F11 is the source of this 357-nucleotide messenger RNA. RefSeq names its product translation initiation factor SUI1. The coding region runs from base 1 to 357 and encodes 118 amino acids. Gene Ontology annotation, biological process: translational initiation. Gene Ontology annotation, cellular component: eukaryotic 43S preinitiation complex. NCBI's taxonomy places the organism in Eukaryota, Fungi, Ascomycota, Sordariomycetes, Glomerellales, Plectosphaerellaceae. Gene Ontology annotation, molecular function: ribosomal small subunit binding; translation initiation factor activity; RNA binding. The record is from RefSeq and is a predicted model, not a curated record. The transcript is spliced from 2 exons.
AUGACGACCAUCGAGAACCUCAAGUCCAUCGACCCCUUCGCCGAUGCCGAGGAGGCCGACGUUGGCACUGCGUCUACCAAGAAGGCCCAGGACUACAUCCACAUCCGUAUCCAGCAGCGUAACGGCCGCAAGACCCUGACCACCAUCCAGGGCCUCCCCCGCCGCUUCGACCAGAAGAAGAUCCUCAAGGUCAUCAAGAAGAAGUUCGCCUGCAACGGCACCAUCGUCGAAGACUCGGAUCUUGGCGAGGUCAUCCAGCUCCAGGGCGACCAGCGCAAGAACAUUCACGAGUUUCUCAUCGACAAGCAGGAAGGUCUUGAGAUGGACGCCAAGCUCGUCAAGGUCCACGGUUUCUAA